AUGGACAACACUUCACAGGUCAACGGCCUCAAUGACACAACCGGCAACUGCACUGACUACUACAGAAACAACUUUGACUCCAGCAACUUUUUUUGUUUUGUUUCUUUCUCUGGCUUACCCAGUUCUGGUGAAGUUGCGAUCAUCCAGUUUGUGGAGACAUGCCUUCUCAUUUGUCUCGGCCUUCCUUUGACCCUCUGGGCCAUCUAUGGUCUUUUCUCUCAGAUGAAUGGUGAAGUUGCUCCGAUCUACGUCAUCAACCUUCUCAUCUCUGACCUCAUUCAGUACUCCUGCUUGAUCGUUGAGGUGGCACAGCUUAAGAACAUCAAUCCUGUGUACAACAAGAUAUUUACUGUCUUCAACUAUAUUUACCACUACGGUCUGGAGGUCAGUGUGUGCUUCAUGGUGGUCAUCGCUCUGGAAAGGUAUUUGGUCAUCGUCCACCCACUGUGGUACCGCUUCAGACGAACCAUCAAGACCUCUGUGCUGAUCUGUGUCCUGGUCUGGAUCCCCCCUGUUGUCAUCUCCCUCAUUCAGUAUUUUUAUCCAAAUAACAUUGCCGUCGCUGUCCUUCCCAGCAUCUUUUACAUCCUUCCUCUCCCACUGCUCAUAUUCUUCCUGACUGCGACCCUCAGAGCCCUGUAUGCUACCAUCUCGGUCCCCACUGAUGAAAAAACACGAAUUGCAGGAAUGUUGAUCCUGGUGCUGCUGAUUUACACACUGCUGUUCCUGCCCGCCAUUGUUAUGUAUGUGAUCAGGUACGAUUCUAUUUACAACCCAACCCAGUACAUGAACCCACAUCUUACUCUGCUGUCUAAACUGACUCCUUUGUCUCUAAAGUUGAGUCCUCUGGCAGACUUAGUUCUGUAUAUGUUAAUGAGGAAAGGAACCAUACGCCAGCUUUCAGCCUGUGUGUGUCGCUGGAAAACAUGCAGCAAUAAAAUCAGCACUGUAACUGUGAACAUGUCUGCAAUGAGAGAUGAGAAAAGUUCACCGGGGAAAAGAAGAAGGGAACUGAAGGGAGGAGACCAUGAGGGUGACCUUGGGCAGCUGUUUUCUGUCUUGGAGGGGAAAAAAUAG
Molecule: messenger RNA, 1077 nt
Organism: Centropristis striata (black sea bass)
Lineage: Eukaryota; Metazoa; Chordata; Actinopteri; Perciformes; Serranidae
Product: mas-related G-protein coupled receptor member H-like
Exons: 4
Coding region: 1-1077 (358 amino acids)
Biological process (GO): positive regulation of Rho protein signal transduction; phospholipase C-activating G protein-coupled receptor signaling pathway
Cellular component (GO): membrane
Molecular function (GO): G protein-coupled receptor activity
Source: RefSeq, a predicted model, not a curated record